AUGCAGGUCGAGCUGUCGUUAUCUACAGAUGGGUUUGUUCAUUUUGGAGACACUGUGUUGCUCAUGAACCCCGACACCAMCCCCUCGGAGAAGGAGCCCGAGAUGCGAGGUGAUGUGACUCUGGCAGUGGACAUGGAAGAAGUGUCCCUGUACUCUGAUCAACCCAUAAAGAUCUCCAGUGGACUCAGUGCAGUCAGGAGUGUGCAGCCUGUGGGUCGAAAUGCUUUCUGUAUUAUAAGCGUUGAUGGAAGUGCAGUGGGCGAACCMGUUAGAUACGGGCAAAGAUUUCUUCUUGGGACAAAAGGAGGGGUUUCAGAAAAAAUGUUUUAUCUGGCAAGUGACCAUAAAACAUUUCGAGAAUUUGCUAAAAAAUCUCGCCUCCARAAAGUAUUUUUGACAGGUGAGGUUUCCUAUUUGGCUUUGUGGCAUGCUAAGAUCUUGGAUCCACAACUGCGUCUGGAAUCUGAAGGAUUGCCAAUUCAUGCAAAAAGUAAAAUCAUUAUUACUCACUGCUACACCAAUCGCAACUUAGCCAUUCCAAGGACCUUCGGUGUCAGGUCUUUUUUUGGAAGAGAAUUUGAAGUUGUUUGUCACAAUUAUCUGGACUCCCACAGAGUUGAAGAAGAAAAGAACCACUGGAUAAUAAUGACAAAAAAUGUUGGUCCUGAAGAAAGUAGAAUGCUUGAAAAACCUGAAGCUCAUCCAGAAGGGUAUAAAAAAGAAUGAGAUUCAUGAAAAGACAGAAUACAAAAGCCUGAGACUACAGCCAGGAGAGGUUGCUGAGACUGUGAUUUUUGUUUCUUUUCUGUUUAGAUUUUAGAKAUGUUUAUUUUAAAAGGGGAAAUGRAAGUCUGUUAUUAGUAAUAUUGCAUAAUCUCAUUAACUCAGUAAGGUUAUAUUGGGAAMAAACUAUUAAAAUUUGAUGAAACACAUAAAAAAUUUGUAAAUCAGGAAAGGUUCAUUUACCCAUUUUCACCUUCACUGAUGGAAAAAGUUAUCAGAAUCCAGGAAACCUGAUAGAUUUUUAUUAAUUAGUGGCUUUCAGAGUAUAUUUAACCAAUAUUUCUGAAGCCAAACCAGUGUCACAAUUUUUUAAAGGGCGAGUGGGCAGUUUCCAAAACAUUGAAAACCAAACACAUGCAAAGUAUCAUGGGAUACUUUGACAUUUAAAGUUCAUCUGAAAGAAAGUUGGUACUGAGCUUGUUCCAUCCUCCAUCUAGCACAAUGUUGCCAAUUAUUAAAUCACAAGUGAGAUUUAUAUCUUGAUAUUAUCUUCAAAUUCAUGGAUAUAAAUUUAGUUUUUUUACUUUUGUCCAUGUAUUCUAAUCACUUAUUUCUCAAGUAAGCAAACUGAGCACACUGAUACAGACUAGAGACUUACAGCAGCCUUUUCCAUGCAUCACCAUGUUCCAUUUACCUCUCACCCACAGCAUUUUCCAAUCCAUAGUCAUUUCUAACAACUUGGAGAGUAAGGUAAAAUUGUCAAAAGAAAAUUAGGCACCCACAGGGAGUUUUUCUAACUUGGCCAUUGUGAACUUUUACUGGUAUUAGAUGCAGCUAUUUCAUCUCUAAACCUCUUUCCUCGGGAUUAAAUGUAGGAAACAAGAAGAGGUCUUAAACCAAAACCAUUUUUGCAACAAAGCUUUGUGUGAACUCAUGCAGGAAUGAGAACUGUGGGCAGAGUGCCUGGGCUGGCUGAUGUUGUUUGUGUGUGCAUUUGUGUGGAAGAAAAGCAAUGCAGGCUCUACAAAAACAAAUUUUGUAAAGACUCAGAGGAAAAACAAAGAGAUAAACAGAUACAGAAAUGAAUACAAAAGCAGGUAAUGCUGCAAUCAGGUGCUGAUUAAAAGUGGCUUGGAGACUUGYGUGUUUUGAUCACUCUGUGCUCACUGGAAAAGAUUUCUUGAGCUGAAAAUAAACAGAAUUGAAUUCCUGAUUCCAUUAGCAGUGUUAAACACACAGAUUUUUGCAAAGCUCUUAUAUCAUAUAAUACAUAUUUAUAAUUCAUCUAACUCACGAUAACAAAUGCACUUAUCUGUUCCCCAAUUUUUCUUUUAAAAGCCGUUUUUUGCACUUUUGAAUAUUGUCCAUACGAUGGCAGCACAUUUUUCUAAAUAGCACAAUUAUUGCUACAUCUGUAAAACAACCUGAGGUGUUUAAAUGCAAAUGACUCCCGGAUACAAUGCCCCAGAAGGAAACCAAGUUAAAACACUUGAAUUCUGUGCUAGGAUAYGUCAUUAAUGUUAUAUCAUGUUUUUGGAAAAUAAAGUUAAGCAACAAAGGCAGACAGAGCAAUGCAGGACAUUGUGUGUUGCAUACAAUCAACGUCUUUAAAUUAAUUGGAACAUUAAGUAAUUUAAAACCAAAGCAUACUUAGAGGA
Messenger RNA from Malurus melanocephalus (red-backed fairy wren), 2381 nucleotides. RefSeq names its product cilia and flagella associated protein 161 (gene CFAP161). The transcript is spliced from 6 exons. Gene Ontology annotation, biological process: cilium assembly. Bases 1 to 726 code for a protein of 241 amino acids. The record is from RefSeq and is a predicted model, not a curated record. Lineage: Eukaryota; Metazoa; Chordata; Aves; Passeriformes; Maluridae. Gene Ontology annotation, cellular component: motile cilium.